ACCAACACUAGGGAUUUAUUGUGUGGGCAUAUAAGGGUUAAGAUCAGCAAGCAUGAACUUCUCGGGGUCUCUGUUGUCUUAUUUUAGUUUGCUUGCUUUUUUGACGAGUACGAGCGCAUCCCCACCUUACACACAGACACAAGCUGACGGGACACCAUCUGGCAAGGCACUAUCUUCCCGGCCAUCAUCUGGCCAGACUCUAUCUGGCAUUGCAGGAACACGGAGACAAGUAUCUGGCAUUGAUCGUUUUUUAUCUGAACGUCCAAGAAAACUCAGACGUUUCAAUGGAGAGAAAGAUCGAGUAGGUUUGUUGAAAAAUGUGACUUUGAGUGUUGUAAGGAAACUGACUUUGAGUGAUGUACGGAAUAUGACUUUGAGUGAUGUACGGAACACGACUUUGGGGAAUAUAUGGAACAUGACUUUGAGUGAUGUAUGGAACAGGACUUUGAGUGGUGAACGGAACAUAACCUUGAAUAAUAUACGGAAUAUGACUUUGAGUGAUAUGCGGAGCAUGACUUUGAGGGAUGCACGGAACAUGACUUUGAGCGGCGUACGGAAGAACUCUCAAAAGUCUAUAGAACAGGGAAUACAUUCCAGCAUAUCCACAAUGUCUCCAUCACAUCUGUCGUCAUUUGGUAACCAAGCAUCCAAAGGCGUCCCUGUAGAAACAGAUCUGGUGGGCUCCCAGGCAGCUACCCAUGUGCCCAUCGAGGUGCCUGGACACGACAACCUAAACAUGCCUGACCAGCGCUCGGAAUAUCCUUGUCACGUGACGAGAGAUGUCGUUUACAACGGCAGUUUGGUGGAUUGUACACACGGAGGCAUAAAUGACGUCAGCAGAGUGGAGUUUCCAGAGAACACCACAACCUUGAUUCUAGACAGAAACAACAUCACUGUGCUGAGGAACCAGUCGUUUGUUAAACUGACAUGGCUCCGUCGUCUCAGUGUCAGAUCAGCGAAUGUCAGCCGCAUCGAGGUAAGUGUUGACCACUUCCUAUCUUUGUAAGUGUUGCCUAUAUUUUAUCUUAGUAAGUCUUGCCUACUUUAUAAGUGUUCCGUAUGAUUAAAUUUUCUUAGGCCAGAGCUAAAAGCUAAAGAUGUAUUGUUUUUUGUUUUGUUUGUUUUGUUGUUUUUUUUGGGGGGGGGUUGCCUCAUAGCAAUAGAUGUAAUAAUUGUGCGGUGUUUUGGCUAAUAGCUGUAGAUGGAUGGAGUGUGUGGGAUAUUGCCCCAUAGCUAUGGAUGUGUGGAACGUGUGGGAUAUUGGCUAAUAGCUAGAGAUUGUGUGGAGUGUGGAGUGUAUAGCCCCAUAGCAAUAGAUGUGUGGAAUUUGUGGGGUGUAGUCUCAUAGCUAGAGAUGUGUGUAGUGUGUAGUGUAUAGCCCCAUAGCUAUAGAUGUGUGGAAUUUGUGGGGUUUAGCCUCAUAGCUAGAGAUGUGUGUAGUGUGUAGUGUAUAGCCCCAUAGCUAUAGAUGUGUGAAAUUUGUGGGUGUAGUCUCAUAGCUAUAGAGGAAUCGGGUGUUUGGGGUAUUUGCUAAGAGCCAUAGAUGAGUGGGGUGUGGGGGGUAUAGCCGCGUAGCUAUAAAUGUGUGGAAUGUGUGGGGUAUUGCCUUUUAGCUAGAGAAGUGUGGGGUUAUAGCCUAAUAGCUAGAGAUGUGUGGGGUUUGUGGUGGGAGUGACGGACCUCGGUGCCAUCUGUGAUCGCUUUUGAGGAACUAUGAAUUUUAUUUGGCCGAAAGCUCGUUGAAAAUGUGAGAACUCCUGAUGAGAUAUUGAAUUCAGUCUAGCCUGCUUGUUGAGCUGUCAUUGCCAACUUAAUGUUUGUAAGAAGUAGACAUGUGUCAAAGCAAACGGUGUCAUUGACAGUGGUGGCAAAGCAUGGUGUUUCGUGUAUGACACAUUACUCAGAGGGUGACAGUGGUGGGAGUGCAUGGUGUGUCGUGUAUGACACAUUACUCAGAGGGUGACAGUGGUGGCAGUGCAUGGUGUGUCGUGUAUGACACAUUACUCAGAGGGUGACAGUGGUGGCAGUGCAUGGUGUGUCGUGUAUGACACAUUACUCAGAGGGUGACAUUGGUGGACAGUAGAUUUAACUUUUGUAGUUUCUGUCUUUGUAGCUAAGUUUGUAAAGGUGACCUACAUCUGUCAUGUGACCGCCUGGGUUAAAUUGAAAUGCCCUGUACUAAACGGCUUUUAAUCCAACAUCGUGUUAGUCAGAACGCCUUGUAACAGUUAAAUUGCUGCAUGAACACCUUGUAACAGUUAAACUGCUGCAUGAACACCUUGUAACAGUUAAACUGCUGCAUGAACGCCUUGUAACAGUUAAACUGCUGCAUGAACGCCUUGUAACAGUUAAAUUGCUGCAUGAACGCCUUGUAACAGUUAAACUGCUGCAUGAACGCCUUGUAACAGUUAAAUUGCUGCAUGAACGCCUUGUAACAGUUAAACUGCUGCAUGAACGCCAUGUAACAGUUAAAUUGCUGCAUGAACGCCUUGUAACAGUUAAACUGCUGCAUGAACGCCUUGUAACAGUUAAACUGCUGCAUGAACGCCAUGUAACAGUUAAAUUGCUGCAUGAACGCCUUGUAACAGUUAAACUGCUGCAUGAACGCCUUGUAACAGUUAAAUUGCUGCAUGAACGCCUUGUAACGGUUAAAUUGCUGCAAGAACGCCUUGUAACAGUUAAAUUGCUGCAUGAACGCCUUGUAGCAGUUAAAUUGCUGCAUGAACGCCUUGUAACAGUUAAAUUGCUGCAUGAACACCUUGUAACAGAUCAACUGUAUCAUGUAACAGAUCAACUGUGCCAUGUAACAGAUCAACUGUGUCAUGUAACAGAUCAACUGUGUCAUGUAACAGAUCAACUGUGCCAAAUAACAGAUCAACUGUGUCAUGUAACAGAUAAACUGUAUCAUGUAACAGAUCAACUGUGGCAAAUAACAGAUCAACUGUGUCAUGUAACAGAUCAACUUUAUCAUGUAACAGAUCAACUGUGCCAAAUAACAGAUCAACUGUGUCAUGUAACAGAUAAACUGUAUCAUGUAACAGAUCAACUGUGCCAAAUAACAGAUCAACUGUGUCAUGUAACAGAUAAACUGUAUCAUGUAACAGAUCAACUGUGCCAAAUAACAGAUCAACUGUGUCAUGUAACAGAUCAACUUUAUCAUGUAACAGAUCAACUGUGGCAUGUAACAGAUCAACUGUGUCAUGUAACAGAUCAACUGUGUCAUGUAACAGAUCAACUGUGGCAUGUAACAGAUCAACUGUGUCAUGUAACAGAUCAACUGUGGCAUGUAACAGAUCAACUGUGUCAUUGGGUUCGCGGUAGUUGCGUCAAAAAUUUGAGAUUACUCUUCUCAAAAUUUUAAAAAAAUUGUUUUUAAUACACGCCCAGGUUCUCAUUCAUGGCCAUCCGUCACCAUCCAUCACCAUCCAUCACCAUCCAUCACCAUCCAUCACCAUCCGUCACCAUCCAUCACCAUCCAUCACCAUCCAUCACCUACACAACCCCAUUCCGUCACGCAACCGUCAUCUACCCGUUAGACCACCCGUGAUUCAUCCGUCACCACCUCGACAUAGAUAGGGAAGAACAUGACUUGAACACCGAUCUGCUGAAAACGCUCAAGUAUGAGAUGAUAUUGUGGAGAGUUCGGACGACGACGCCCGUCGCCGUCUGACAGGUACAGCCGGCGCCAGCUGACCAGAGAACACGACCGAAGGAUCAAACGCCUGACCAUUUACGGCCGUCUGACACCCAGACACGACCGAAGGAUCAAGCGCUGGAGGCGGUAACGGCCAGCCAUCUGACCAGGGCAGUUACCUGGGACGUCUGUGUAACUUGGCGCCAUUUGAGAAAAAGGGGCGGGGUAUAAUCUGGACUGGGAGAGGAACUAUGGGACAGGGAGGUAUAAAUAGGGAUCUCUGGACGGGACGAAAAAAGAGCGCGGCCGGACAAGGAAGGCGGCCGGACUGAGAACUAGAUAGCAGGGAGAAGUCAGAGUUGUGAGACGAGUGAAAGUGUAAGCAAGUGACAGCCAAUAAAGAACACGAGUUUAAUCAUCAAAUGUAUCACCGGAGUUGUUUCCUUAUUGAGUACCAGAUCUAGAUGAAGUUAAUCAGAGAGUAAGCAAGGUUUCCUUACAAUAUUUAUUUAUGUAUUUAUUUAGGCACUUUUUCAUAGCGCUUACCUUACAGCUCUAAGCGCUACACAAUAUUAAACACAUGCAAACUAUUAAAACUGCUAAAGUAAAAUAAAAAGGAAAAACCAGAGACACUAGAACAGUAACUACAAUGUUAAAAAUGACUAUAGAAGCAGUAGCUUAAACAUUAAAAUGGCUAUAAAAACGAGUACACUUUGGCACGUUUUGGCCUAUACUACAGGAUCAACCCGACACAGAAAAUGAGGCAGGGUAACGAGGGUGCAUCACAGGUCAUAGGCGGACCUAAACAGAUGGGUUUAAGGGACUUUUUGAAAGUGGACGAGGUUUCACUAUGACGUAUAUGGAAGGGGAGCUGGUUCCAGAACGUGGGCCCAUGGAAGCAGAAAGAGCGUUCACCGAUGGUCUUAGUUUUAGUUCUUGGGAUUGAGAGGGUUCUACUGUCAAUGGAAGAACGUAGUUGUCUUGUGGGGAUGUAAGGAAGCAACAGUUCAGAGAGAUAGACAGGAAAGUGAGGGUUAGUGAACGAGUUGAAGCAAAGAUUGGCAGACUUGUACUUGAUGCGAGAGGAUAUUGGAAGCCAGUGGAGUUGCCGCAUAUUAAUCUCGGCUGACCAGUUUUCCAAAUAGAAAAAAAAUGUGUAGGACUUGAAAAACUGUCUCUUAAAUGUAACUUAUCUGUAUUGAAAUGUCUCAAUCUCUAUUUUCCAGGUAGAUGCCCUGGCUGGUCUCCCCCUGCUGGACGUUCUAAACUUAGAAGCCAACAGCUUACCCAUAUCCUCGUGUGCUUUCCCAUUUCACAUGUUCAGGCACGUGCCAAACCUGAGAACGCUCCUCAUUGGCUACAACAGCAAGGUCAAGGGCACGUGGGUCGGCGAAGGUCGGAAAACCCCAGGAACCAGCCCCCAAAGGAUGUGUGGCGGGGGGUCUGAGAAAUCCCAGUACCAGAGCCACAUCGACAUCUUCGACGACCUGCCACACUUGGAGACGCUGUCCAUUGAUUCGUUUAAGACUCUUCUUCUCGGCAGUGAAUUCUCCAAGUUUCAGAACUUACAAAAUCUGACCUUGUAUUGCGUGGUUGUUCAAAAGGCACAUAAUUUUAGCUUCCAAGGUCUCUCCGUGUCAAAUCUUACCUCUUUGUUUCUGGACACGUUCUACGACUACAUCGUCCCAAUUUUUCCUGAAGGUAUUUUCCAACCUGUUCCUAAACUCACGUCGCUCAAAAUACACCAAUGCAGAAUCGGCAACCACAACAUUCAGAGGACGAUGUGGCCGUUUGAACUCGGACCAAUGAAGACGCUUCUGCUGGACGACCUCAAACUGUCGCGGUACAGGGAGUCCCCGACGCUGACCCUCAAAGACGGCAUCUUGACCAAGGCGUCCAUGUCCCAUAUCAACAACAUCUGUCUCUCCUCCAUCGCGCUGACGAACAGUAAGAUCUUCAGCUUGGAGCCGGAGGCCAUGACGUCGCCGGUGUGGUUGAAAUGUCUGAGGCACGUUGACCUGUCGGGCAACGAGCUGGGCUUCUCUGGGUGGCGCGUGGUUUUGUUUCAGAUCUCCUGGUUUUUAUUUUUGGAAGACGUCACCGUUACGUCACCGGCCACCUCCUACCAACAGGUGCAUCCGGAUUUUUCGUCUGAUCUCGACAAAUGCUAUCUGAACACCCGUACAGGAAAGCAAUGCUCAAAUUCUUUCCCCGGAUUGAAUAAUACGCGACUGAAAGAAGAUACAAGUUUUUAUCUAAAAGACUUUGACAGCAAUACAACGUUUUCCCCGAGCAGUUACCAAGUAGUAGCAAAAACAGAUGUAGAAACAAACAAAAUACCACGCAGAAGUGACCCAACAGGACGAAGUACGGUAAAACGUCGCUCACCAAAUGUUCAGCUUUUCAACUCGUCUUCGUAUUUUUCCGACGUACCCCUCCCCAUCGUGUGGAUACGAAUGCCGAAAUCCAUAAGAACAAUCCGCAUUGCAUCCAUCACGAUCCAGUCUUUCGUUCACUACGUCACCAACUGGGUUCUCCUAGACAGCGACCACUUCUCGGAACUCUACGCCAUAAACAUACCCCAGUUUUGCUACAGCCGUGGAAGGCUGUUGGGAUUAAACAACUUGAGAAUCCUCGACGUCUCCGGCUCAAUGAUGGACGUCGGGGAACAUUUUUACGAUGAUUUCUCUAACCUUGAAGUGUUGGUCCUGAGCUCCAUACUGCCGGCCAACUACUUUGAUAAGAUUGUUUCCUGUAAACGUCUACUGAGAAACCUAACGAGGCUGAACUACUUGGACAUUUCGACCAAUGGGCUGACGCGGCUCUCGCCCGACACGUUUGAGACCACUCCAGCGUUAUCGCACCUGGUGCUGGCCAACAACCGGUUUUCGUCCAUACCUUUGGAUCUGACGACGACGCCGCGCCUCCGGGUGCUAGAUCUUUCCCAGAACGCCAUUUUGUUUCUGAGUAAAUCCGAAAUAACCGCACUCGAUGAUCACGCCAGCAAGGUUCCACACUUCCUGCUCAAACUUGACGGGAAUGGCCUUGUUUGUGUUUGUUCGGUGUUGAACUUCUUAGGUAAACAUCUAAGUGUUGCCUUCCAACGUUCUGAUGGUUUUAGUGUCGGGGGAAAAGGGGAGGGGGGGAGGUGUGGGGGGGGGGGAAAGGGGGGGGGGGGGGGGGGGGGGGGAGGGGGUAGUUUUUUUUUACGGGUUGCAUUUUUUCUUCUUCAAAUGUUGAUUGUUUUUGAUCAUUGAACUUUGGUCGGCAAACUUAUUAGUCAAAAGAGCCAAAAAUGGUAGACCUGAUGUCACGAAGACAGUGACAGACUUACUGUCACAAAGACAAUGGUAGACCUUAUGUCACACAGAAAAAGAUAGACACGAUGCCACACAGACGAUGGCAGACCUUAAGAUGACCCAUCACAUCAAAUCUAUAGAGUAUUUUUUUAAUAAAUGUUUCUAAAUCAUGCGAACUGAUUCACUUUUCAUUAAAAACAACGCCAACAUAAAAAUUUAUUUUAAAAAACUCUCUCACUCACAAUUUUUGGAAAAAAAUCUCAAAUCAUACUGAUAGCAUUCUCUACAGCACGUCACUGAUCUCAAACCAUACUGAUAGCAUUCCCUACAUCACGUCACUGAUCUCAAACCAUACUGAUAGCAUUCCCUACAUCACGUCACUGAUCUCAAACCAUACUGAUAGCAUUCCCUACAUCACGUCACUGAUCUCAAAUCAUACUGAUGGCAUUCCCUACUGCACGUCACUGAUCUCAAACCAUACUGAUAGCAUUUAUUAUUUUAUUUAUUUGUGUACAUUUGAGUACGUAAGUUUGCUGUACAACAAAAAAGCCAUUGACCACCGAAUUGCUCAAGUACAAAUGUACGCAUAUCCUUUGUGUAUAAAUAUUUUUUGUACGGUACAAAUCGUCUUUAUGUGCAUUCCUACCAAAUAGAUCAUUUAAAGUUGUGCAUUAUGUAGAAAAUUUCUGUGUACAAGUGUAGAUCAGGUAAACAAAUUUUGUAUACACGUGUGGAUUGUGUACACAUAGGCCAUGUACAAGCAUUUGUUAUACACAGAUGGUUGUGUACAAGCGUUUAUUGUGAUCAGAUAGGUUGUGUACACGAGUGGAUUGUUAAUCCUAUGACGUUUAUUGCUCCUCAGCCUGGCUGACAGUGUCCCCAGUUCAGUUUGACAAUAAUGGCGACUAUCAAUGUACGUCACAGAAAGGACAACUGACUACAACGGCUGCCUUCUCUGACAUCGAGGCUCUAUGGAGGCAAUGUGAAGGGAGGUAAUGUGAAGGGAGGUCAUUGAAGAGCAGUCAUGUGAAGGGAGGUCAUGUGAGGGAAGGUCAUGUUAGGGAAUGUCAUGUUAUGGGAGGUGGUGUGAAAGGAGGUAAUGUAAAGGGAGGUUAUGUAAGGGAAGGUAGUGUGAGCUUUCUCAGGUCGAAUGUCUAGGGAGGUAGAGUGAGGUCAGGUAAAGAAUGGUAAUCUUGGCAUUCCGUUACAUGCAGGGUAUGUGGAUGAUAUGAGAUGGGAGGUAAGGGGAUGUAAUAUGUGCAUUCUCAGGUCUAAGGAGACAAUGUAAGGGGAGGUAAUAUGUGCAUUCUCAGGUCUAAGGAGACAAUGUAAGGGGAGGUAAUAUGUGCAUUCUCAAGUCUAAGGAGACAAUGUAAGGGGAGGUAAUAUGUGCAUUCUCAGGUCUAAGGAGACAAUGUAAGGGGAGGUAAUACACACUAGGUCUGAUCUCAAACGCCUUUAUUUCGUCAGCCGGCACAUUUCGUGCACAAGAAAGAAAGAGUUUAUUCCCCUGACAUACAAUCUUAAAUUGUAGAUGUGGCCAUGCUGAGACAAAAAUAAAUUAGUAAUACAGCGAAGUUGAACUUUAAAGUCAGGGCAGACCAGACCAACUUUUCGGUCUCUAUGAAAAUACGAAUUAGAAAAAAAAAAAAAAAAUCUUUUUACCACCUUGACAACAAAAGUAAGUUCAUUUUUCAAAAUCCAAUAUUAUUUUCCACAGCACAUCUUUCUUGACCAGCCUCGUUCUGGCAUCACUGAUGGCCCUGAGCUUCUUCGCUGUGUUCUUCAUUGGCCGUUUCAAGACGGCCAUCAUCGCCGUGGUGCUGAACAUUGUGGCCCCCCAGUUCCGAGCCAAGACUCCAGGAGAUUAUAAGAUGACAGUGUUUAUUGGAUACGCUGAUGACGACUUCAGAUACGUCCGAAACAUUUUACUGGAGUAAGUCAGAGAGCUAAUAAUUAGCAGACGAUAUUACAGUGAGUAGGCGCCGGAGAUACGUUCCCAUGGACCCGCACAUAGCAAAUACGGUAUAUGCAACCAUCAGCACCUGUACAUAGUAAAUACGGUAUAUGCAACCAUCAGCACCUGUACACAGUAAAUACGGUAUAUGCAACCAUCAGCACCUGCACAUAGUAAAUACGGUAUAUGCAACCAUCAGCACCUGCACAUAGUAAAUACGGUAUAUGCAACCAUCAGCACCUGUACAUAGUAAAUACGGUAUAUGCAACCAUCAGUACCGGUACAUAGUAAAUACGGUAUAUGCAACCAUCAGCACCUGUACAUAGUAAAUACGGUAUAUGCAACCAUCAGCACCUGCACAUAGUAAAUACGGUAUAUGCAACCAUCAGUACCGGUACAUAGUAAAUACGGUAUAUGCAACCAUCAGUACCAGUACAUAGUAAAUACGGUAUAUGCAACCAUCAGCACCUGUACAUAGUAAAUACGGUAUAUGCAACCAUCAGCACCAGUACAUAGUAAAUACGGUAUAUGCAACCAUCAGUACCAGUACAUAGUAAAUACGGUAUAUGCAACCAUCAGCACCUGUACAUAGUAAAUACGGUAUAUGCAACCAUCAGUACCGGUACAUAGCAAAUACGGUAUAUGCAACCAUCAGCACCUGCACAUAGUAAAGAUUCAUUCUUUUCUUUACUUACGGACAUAUCUGAUUUUAUACAGAACUUUUUUGGUGUGUGUGUGUGUGGGAGGGGGGGGGUGAAUUCUUGACAACCAACUCUGUUGCUACGUUCACUUGACCACAGAAAAAGAAACAUUCACAAAAACACUGAUUUCAGGGAACUAGGAAAAUCAAAGAGUUCCCGGAAAUGCUCCCGUCGAAAUGGUUCCUUGACUUCAGAUGACCACCAUCCUACUAAACGUUGCUGAUAGUUCAUUAAAAUUUGAAAUAGAUUCUAUUAUUAGGUUUGGUUUUUUGCAACAUAAAUCCAAAUAGACUCAGCUCUAUGGUCUCAAUAUGAAUCCUAUUAGUUUAGAUUCGGGUCUAUAGUCUCAAAAUGUGUCCGAAUAGAUUUACUUCCAUGGUCUCAAUAUGAAUCCAAAAAGAUUCGGCUCUAUGGUCUCAUGAAUCCUAAUAGAUUCAGCUCUAUGGUCUCAAUAUAAAUCCCAAUAGAUUCAGCUAUAUGGUCUCAAUAUGAAUCCUAAUAGAUUCAGCUCUAUGGUCUCAAUAUGAAUCCUAAUAGUUUAAGCUCUAAAGCCUUAAUAGGAAUCCAAAUAAAUUCAGGUCUCUGGUCUCAAUAUGAAUUCUUAUAAAUUCAGGUCUAUGGUCUCAAUAUGAAUUCUUAUAAAUUCAGGUCUAUGGUCUCAAUAUGAAUUCUUAUAAAUUCAGGUCUAUGGUCUCAAUAUGAAUUCUUAUAAAUUCAGGUCUAUGGUCUCAAUAUGAAUUCUUAUAAAUUCAGGUCUAUGGUCUCAAUAUGAAUUCUUAUAAAUUCAGGUCUAUGGUCUCAAUAUGAAUUCUUAUAAAUUCAGGUCUAUGGUCUCAAUAUGAAUUCUUAUAAAUUCAGGUCUAUGGUCUCAAUAUGAAUUCUUAUAAAUUCAGGUCUAUGGUCUCAAUAUGAAUUCUUAUAAAUUCAGGUCUAUGGUCUCAAUAUGAAUUCUUAUAAAUUCAGGUCUAUGGUCUCAAUAUGAAUUCUAAUAAAUUCAGGUCUAUGGUCUCAAUAUGAAUCCUAAUAGUUUAAGCUCUAAAGCCUUAAUAGGAAUCCAAAUAGAUUCAGCUCGUUGGUCUCAAUAUUAAGCCUAAUAGAUUCAGCUCUAUGGUCUCCUUAUGAAUCCCAAUAGAUUCAGCUCUAUGGUCUCAUUAUGAAUCCCAAUAGAUUCAGUUCUAUGGUCUCAAUAUGAAUCCAAAUAGAUUCAGCUAUAUGGCCUCAAUAUCAAUUCUUAUAGAUUAAUGUCUAUGGUCUCAAUAUGAAUCGUAAUAGAUUAGCCCUAUGGCCUCAAUAUGAAUUCCUAGAGAUUCAGGUCUAUGGUCUCAAUAUGAAUCUUAAUAGAAUCAGCUCUAUGGUCUCAAUAUGAAUCCCAAUAGAUUCAGCUCUAUGGGCUCAAUAUGAAUUCUUAUAGAUUCAGGUCUAUGGUCUCAAUAUGAAUCCUAAUAGAUUCAGCUCUUAGGACAUAAAAGAUUCAGCAAUAUGGUCUAAACAUCAGUCCCUUGAGCAUUAUGUCCAAUAUUUGCUCUUCAUCUCUGACUUUGUUCCAUGUUCAACCGGCGGUUCCAGUCAUGGAACAUUAAGUUCCCAACUCAUACUACUACCAUAGUCAGGGAAUGCACAGUCCCCAUAUCGGGUGUUGGUCAAAUAUGAAACUCUGCACUAUUAUAUUUAUACCGGUACCGGCAAUGGAUUCGUUAGUUUGUUUGCUUUUUAUAAAUUAAAAAAUCUUGACAUUGCUAGAAAUUUAUUUUAAAAAAAAACAAAAAAAACAAAGUUUUUCCUAUACUGCGUCAAUCCUUUACAUGUAUUUUUUUUUAACCCGGUAUUAGAAUAAUAAUAUAAAAUAAUAUUUAUUUCACCAACUAUGUCAGAAAAACAGAAGAAAAUAUUACGCACCAAACGCACUUGCGAUAUUUAAAAAAAAAUAAUAAUAAUCGCAGUUAAAAGGAAUUUUAUUUUGUGAAUUUUAGUGUCAUCAUACUUCCUUCAUCUUCCUCAUGAAAAACGGGGGGGGGGGGAAGGAGGAAUGAUUUUAGCGGGUUAAGGUUGGAGGGUGGGACUGAAAUUUGAUAAACUUUGUUGUCAUCGGGAGCGAGUCUUUGUGCCAAGUUUCAGCUCGAUAGGUUGACGGAAAGUGGGUCGAAUAGCCAUCGGAAGAUAAUGCCAGCCACCCAGCUAAGAACAAAAUUCAAGUUAAUAAUGGAGGGUUUUAAAAAUUAGCGGCAAUCUCCGGGAAAAGAUUUUUCAUACAACAAAUUGUCUUCUCUUAGUUACGUGGAAGGAGCGCUUCAUUCAACGACCUUCAUCCAUCAGCGUGACCUUGGCACUGGCUACACAGACCAGCUGUUCUUCGAAGCCAUGCAAGACAGCUGGCGCAUUUUACUGGUCAUCACCGGCAACUUCCUUGACAAAUACAACAUGUCAAAUAUUGUUAUGAAGGUAAGGGUCUACGCUACGUAACAGAUAAUUAUGUAUCUGACAUGAAAAAUUAUUCUGUAAGACAUGACAAAUUGUUCUGUAAGACAUGACAAAUUAUUCUGUAAGACAUGACAAAUUAUUACGUAUGACAUGACAAAUUAUUAUUUAUGAAAGGACAAUUUAUUCUGUAUGACAUGACACAUUAUUCUGUGCGAUAUGACAAACUAUUCUGUAUCUGACAUGUCAAAAUAUUCUGUGUCUGACGUGACACACUAUUGAUUCUGUAUCUGACAUCUCAUUCUAUUCUGUUUGUUGUAGACAUUCUUAAAAAGUUUUGUUUUGUUAAAGUCAACGCUGUAUUUUACACGGUGGUUUAACACAGGCAAAAUUAACAGUAGGUUAUGCAUGAGGUGUUCUUUUAAUUUUAAAUAGGUCUCAAAAGAUUUUCUUGCAAAUCUUUGCCCAGAUUGAAGUCUAAUUCAUCUUCAUCUACUCAUUUGAUAUGUAAAACUGAUGAAGUGAAAUUGUUCCGUCUCCAGUACGCCAGCCACUCCGUCAGUCCAGUCAACCAGGGGCGUGUCUUCAUCCUGGUGGAGGAGUCGCAGCUCCACAAGAUCCCCUCCUACCUGCACGACGUGUUGGACGAAUCCAGAAUAUUAACAGUCAGUGACCUUGACCUUCCUCUCACUUACAAGUUGCGUCAGAGCAUUAAGAGAUGCCUAGAGUCUCAUCAGUGAUGACAAGUACCUCAACAUCAGUGAUGACAAGUACCUCAACAUCAGUGACGACGUGUACCUCAACAUCAGUGACGACAAGUACCUCAACAUCAGUGACGACAAGUACCUCAACAUCAGUGACGACAAGUACCUCAACAUCA
Lymnaea stagnalis (great pond snail) is the source of this 12886-nucleotide messenger RNA. NCBI's taxonomy places the organism in Eukaryota, Metazoa, Mollusca, Gastropoda, Lymnaeidae. The record is from the annotation of a GenBank genome assembly.